Molecule: messenger RNA, 5127 nt
Organism: Lepisosteus oculatus (spotted gar)
Lineage: Eukaryota; Metazoa; Chordata; Actinopteri; Semionotiformes; Lepisosteidae
Product: desmoglein-2.1-like
Biological process (GO): homophilic cell-cell adhesion
Cellular component (GO): desmosome; plasma membrane
Molecular function (GO): calcium ion binding
Source: RefSeq, a predicted model, not a curated record
UGGUUUCUUACAGUCAAAGCCCGUUGUCGGAGAGGGGGGGAUGUCCUGCCCUGUCCGGCCCAGCAGGUUUGGGUGGGGUCUGGCGCUCCGUGACGCACCACCACCUCCCUCUUCUCUGGAACUCGCGGUUAGGCUUUCGAGAAAAGCGCGACCUAGGUGGUGUUUUAAAAAUUCGACAAAGCGGCCAAGUCACAGUUUGGGCCCCGCUGGACUUUUAAUCGGAGAAAGGCCCUUUCAGAGAAGACUGACCUGCCAUGGCUCGGGUUCCGCAGGCAGGCAUCGGCUUGCUGCUGCUCGUAAUGUUCCUGGUUUUCAAAAAUCCAGUGGAAUCAAAAGAGGAAGUGCAACUGCAGAGGCGAAAAAGAGAGUGGAUCAUUCCUCCUGUCAAAAUCCCAGAGAACGAGGACUACACAAAGAGAGAAUAUAUUGCCAAAAUUCGUUCUGACCACGAGACUCCUACACGCCGAGUGACGUAUGAAAUUAAAGGGAAAGGAGCUGAUCAAGAACCUUUCAACGUCUUUAUUGUUGAUAGGAACAAUGGCAAUAUUAGAGUCACAGCCAUCCUGGACAGAGAGCAAAUUGCAGUUUACAAUCUCACCGGAAUUGCAAAAGACAUGUCUGGAAAUGAAGUGGAAAAGGACAUUGAACUUCGUAUUUCCGUUGAAGACAAAAAUGAUUGUCCCCCUGUGUUUAAAAUGAAUCAGAUCGGAGAAAUUUAUGAACUCAGUCCAAAAGGUGCCAGUGUCAUGCAAGUAAUUGCUACAGAUAACGAUGACCCUGCUACUAUCAAUGUGGUGAUUAAAUACAGCAUCUUGAGCCAGUCCCCACCAGAUCAACAGAUGUUUGAAAUAAAUGAAACAACAGGCAUGAUUUAUGUUAAAAAACCUACCCUUGAUAGAGAAGUCCAAGAUAGCUAUACUUUAAUUGUACAAGGUACCGACAUGAAUGGAGCCAUCAAUGGCAACGCUGGAACGGGAAGUGUUGAAAUUAAAAUCCUAGAUGUCAACGAUAAUGUUCCUACGCUGGAGAAAGAAGAGUAUGUUGGCAGUGUGGAAGAAAAUACAGAAAAUGUUGAAAUCAUGAGGAUAAAGGCCUUGGAUAAAGAUCUAGAAUUCACAGAAAACUGGGAGGCAGUGUUUGACAUUGUGUCAGGAAAUGAAGGAGGUUACUUCAGUAUCGUGACCAACUCUAAAACUAAUGAAGGAAUCUUAAUGCUGCAUAAGGCACUAGAUUAUGAAGAAAUGCAAAAUCUCGAGCUUGGAGUGGCUGUGAGGAACAAGGCAGCUUUUUAUGGCUCUGCUGCAUCAGCAUUUAGUUCAUCGAUGAAAACCUAUCCCAUUAAAAUUCAAGUGAAAAACCAGCCCGAGGGGCCCAGGUUUAAUCCAAAGGUGAAGGCUAUCUCCAUUUCCGAGGAGAGCAAAAAAGUGAUGAUCAAUACUGUGAUCGCGAAAUAUCCAGCUGUCGAUGGAGAUACCGGAAAACCAGCUGAAAAAGUCAGAUAUGCUAAAGGACUUGAUCCCGACAACUGGCUGACAAUUGAUGAAAAGACGGCAGAGAUCAAACUGAACAAGCUGCCGGACCGGGAGUCUAAAUACUUGACUAAUGGCACAUACUAUGCAAAAAUCUUGGUUAUGACUGAAGAUAUGCCUUCCAAAACCGCCACUGGUACGAUUGCUCUCCAGGUGGAAGACUCCAAUGACCACUGUCCAGUUCUGACCAGUACCUCCCAGGUUCUGUGUACUGAGAGCAGAGCUGUGUUUGUCACAGCUGAGGAUGGAGAUGCUGAUCCCAAUGGGCCUCCCUUUGAGUUUGAAAUCAUUCCUGAAGGUACCAAGGGCACAUGGAGAGCUGAAAAACUCAAUGACACCACUGCAAUCCUGCGAGCCCAGGACAACCUGUGGCCUGGCUCAUAUGAAGUUGCUGUGGAGGUGAAAGACCAACAAGGACUAUCCUGUCCUGAUAAGCAGGUUGUAAAGGUAGAUGUCUGCACCUGUGACAAGGAACAGACUGCCUGUGUCAGUGCAAGGAAAACAACAGGGGCUGAACUUGGAGCAGCAGGCUUUGGACUGCUAAUCCUCGGAUUCUUGAUGAUGCUGUUGGUGCCUCUCCUGCUGCUGUUCUGCUCUUGUGGCGGGCUUGGGGUCGGAGGAAAAGGAGGGGCUUUUCUUGACAUGCCUUUUGACACCAAAGAGCAUUUGAUUGCUUAUCACACAGAGGGACAAGGCGAAGACAAGGCAGUUCCCCUUCUUACUGCCCCUGUACAGAUUAAGACUGGAGGAUAUCAAGUCGGCAGUGGACUGAUGACGGCAGGGGCGGGGGCAAUGACAGGGGCAGGGGCAGGGGCAAUGGCAAUGACAGGGGCAGGAGCAGGAGGAAUGGCAAUGGCUGGGGCAGGAGCAGCCAUUUCUACAAAGGAGUACAUAAUGGCGGUUAACAAUGCCCAGGAGUCUCGGUACGGCUUCUACGCUAGAGGCGGUAGCCGGUACGAAGGAGACAUGAUGUACAGGGGAAGUUCACAUGCCUUCGCCUCGGGGUUUGAGUCUCGCGAGAGUGCCUACGACAGCAUGGCACUUCCGGAAGGUUAUCUGGAGGAAUACUACAUGAAGAAGGUAAUGUACAUGGCCGAGGAAGACCAGAUUCAGAAAGAUGGCUUACUGAUUUAUGACUUUGAAGGACGAGAAUCCCCUGUGGGUUCAGUGGGAUGCUGCAGUUUCAUUGAAGGAGACGAUGAUUUGGAGUUCCUGAACGACCUGGGACCCAAGUUUAAGACCCUUGCUGAGAUCUGCACGGGUGACAAAAUGAAAUCAGAAGUUUUGGUCACUCCACCCAUGCCUACGGUCCAGGAUGUGGCUGUAACUCGCACAGAGAUCAAGAGAGAAAACACUGUGACAACUGAUGCUGUGAGACCUCAGCCCAGCCCAGUUCCUCAGCCCCAGAUCCAGAAAAACGUCGUCACUGAGCAGUAUUCUUCCACCACUCUCCCAGCCAUGCACCUCCGAGAAAAUGUCGUAGUUCCCAGUCCCGCAUAUGUCAUCCAACAGCCUGUCUAUUACACUACCACCCCAGUGGUUCAACCCACUCGGUACAUUGUGGAGCCGCAGGUCCACAACACCAUGCUCUUCUCAGAAAGGCCAGCUGCUCCUAAUGUGCAGGGUGUGCUGCUGCUGAAUGAAGGCUCAGGCUCUGAGAAGGUCCUGUUUCAGGAGAAGAGAGUGGUGUCUGGAUCUGCUGUGCAGGGCGGAGCACUGGGUGUCCUCCAUGGCACCUUGAACAGGAGUGAAAUCCCUGGCUCUCAGAAUGUGGUGUUAGUGGAGACUAGGGCUGGAUCGGGGCAGUUUGUGCAGGAGGGCAUUGCUGGGUCUAAUCAAGGAGCCGUGCACAGGGUUGGACUGCCAGGGUCACAGAAUGUGGUGUUAGUGGAGAGGAAGGCAGGAUCAGGGCAGUUUGUGCAGGAGGGGGUUGCUGGGCUUAAUCAAGGGGCUGUACACAGGGUUGGACUGCCAGGGUCACAGAAUGUGGUGUUUGUGGAGAGGAAGGCAGAAUCAGGGCAGCUUAUGCAAGACGGGAUGGUAGGAUUCAGUCAAGGUACCACACACAGAGGUGGCCUGUCUGGAGCACAAAGCAUGAUGAUCAAAGAGAAAACAGUAUUGUCUAGUGCAGGAUCACAAGAUGGAAUGAUGGGGCUGAAUGGACGAUCUGUUCAACUGGGUGAUGUAACUGGCUCUCAAAAAGUCUAUGUGAAGGAGAAGAUUGUCUCCUGUGAAAGCGUGCAAGGAACUAGUUCUGGGUAAAACAGUUAUCCACCUUGAAGAUAAUUCAGGUUUUCCAUUUCGCCUUUACAAACUGUAAGGUUCUUUUUCCUCUGUUGGUGCAAAAGCAAACCUAAUUUUUCUUAGAAGCGACAUUGCUGCUUGCUGCAUAGCUGCGUUAAUGUUCAGUGCCUGUGGUUGAAAGUUAAAAGGGCUGUUGUGUUUUAGAGCACAUAUUUUAAACAUGCUGUAAAUGUAAAUUGCAGGUACUUGUAUAAACUGUUGGUUUAAAGGACUUAAAAGGAUAGAAAAUAAGAGUAUUAUCAAGUUGAUAAAGUAAUGCAUGUGUGCAGUAUACGUUGGGUAGUGUGUUUUUGUCAGUUAUGAUUUGCUUUCUGGCCAGUCAUUGACUAGUGUCUUGCCAGGAAAGAGCAGUCCUGGUGUUCUCAGUCCCUGCUUGUGGUCUGGGCUUCCAGGACAGACUCGGACAAGCUGCAGCCCUAACUAGCAAAAGAGGUUUUCUGAUAGCAGGUGGCUUUGCUUUGAGAUCUUUUGAAUGUUCCUUAUAAUUGCUCCUGGUGUAUUUGUACUGUAUUUGGCGGAGGCUUGUGUUUAUAAUCAAAUCAUUUGGAAUUAUGAUUUUUAUAUCGUGACACGUGAAUACCAUCAUGUCAGGCGAUAAAGCUGAAGAGCUGAAGUAAGGAUUUUUGUUUUCACAUCAUAUAUAGGAGGGGACCUACUUUAUUCACCAAUGAAGAGCAGCAUCCGCCUGGGUGACUUGUGGUAACCCUUUGUGAUGCUGAUUAAUUACUUCUUGCAUUUAUGUAGCACUCUCCAUCCCAAAAAACCUUGGAGCAUUUUACAUAUGGGAAAGGACGUACAACAUCCACCUCAGUUGCAGUGCACCCAGCUGAGUGGUAUUGCAGGAGCAUUGCGCCAGCAGCCCCACCUUUCGACACAGCAGGUAAAGAAGUGAGAAGCUGUUUUAGUGGGUGAAUGAAGGGGAAACAUUAGGAAGACUGCAUUUCACAAGCCCCCAGUGAUAUUUUUCUCGGAUCCUGGCUCACACCUCAGUUCACACUUUUAGUUCGCACCUGUAGUGAUCAGUGGGUUCAUUGGGUCAUUCAGAGGACAGAAGAUAUAGAAGCAGCUGCUCCACUAGUUAGGCUUGUUUUGGUUGGCAGAGAAAGUCUCUACCUGAAAUCACAUCCCCCUUUCAGGAUCCCCACUAUGCCUAUCAAGUAGUAAAGUGAGAAAUUACAUCACCCUUUGAGAUAAAGAUGAUAUGUAGUUAGCCUAUUCUAUUCAAUUCAAUUUAUUUUUAUAUAGCGCCUUUCACAACAAGGUUGCCCCAGGGCGCUUAACAAUGCAAGUGAUC